AUGUCCACAGAAACCUUCGGCAGCACCCUUCCCUGGGCAGAACCUCCCUGGUACACCGGCCGACCAAGCCCAUACUACAAAGACUCGCACAGACAUCUGCGCAAAGUCGUUCGUCAGUGGGUCGAGGAUAACGUCCGCACCGAGGAAUGGGAGGCAGCAGGCGAAGUGCCUAAAGAAGUAUACCUGAAAUGUGCCAAGGACGGACUCCUGAUGCCAAUUGCUGCUGGUCGAAGAAUACCGAGGGAAUGGUAUGGAUAUCCGAUUAUUGGCGGUAUUAAGCCGGAGGAAUGGGAUGGAUUUCAUGAUAUGGUGUCGUGGGAUGAGUUGUAUCGAGGAGGUGCCAUUUCGAGUAUAUUUGUUGGGCUGACUGUUGGUGCACCACCAAUAAGGCAAUAUGCGUCGGCGGAGCUUCAGUCAAAGAUCAUGCCACAGAUCUUGUCAGGAGAGAAGAGGAUAUCUCUUGCGAUUACCGAGCCUUCUGCUGGAUCAGAUGUGCGUAAUAUCACGACCACGGCUGAGAAGAGUGCAGAUGGAAAGCAUUACCUCGUCAACGGCGAAAAGAAAUGGAUCACCAACGGCAUAUUCUCGGACUAUUUCUGUGCUGCUGUACGUACUGGUGGUCCUGGAGCGGAGGGACUCAGCUUUCUGCUCAUCGAUCGAUAUCUGCCAGGCAUCAACUGUAGAAAGAUCGAGAUUGGAGCUGGCAAGCUCAGCGCGACUACUUACAUCACAUUCGAGGACGUGAAAGUGCCGACCGAGAUGCUGAUUGGCGCCGAAGGUGGUGGCUUUAGGUUCAUCAUGUCGAAUUUUAAUCAUGAGAGAAUAUGGAUUGUAUACCAAGCGCUUCGAGGUGCGAGGAUCUGUCUGGAAGAUGCAUUCAACUGGGCGUUGAAGCGAGAGGUCUUUGGGCAAACACUGAUCUCGCAACCUGUCGUCAGACACAAGUUGGGUAUAUGUGGGAAAAAGGUUGAUGCGCUGCAAGCCUGGACCGAGCAGAUUGUGUACGAGCUUGAUAAUCUGACUGAGAAAGAAGGAAACAGAAUGUUGGGCGGGACAACCGCAUUGCUGAAGGUAGAGGCUGGAAUGGUAGGAAAGUACGUUGUGGAUGAAUGUGUGAAGAUAAUGGGCGGACUAGGAUUGACGAAGACUGGACAAGGUGCGAGGAUUGAGGCCAUCUCACGUGGUGUUAUUGGCUUGAUUGUUCCUGGAGGUUCGGAGGAUGUGAUGAUCGACCUAGGUGUUAGAGAAGCACUGAAGUUGAGCAAAGCAAGAACAGCUGUUGGUUCGUCGAAGCUGUAG
Messenger RNA from Lithohypha guttulata, 1299 nucleotides. RefSeq lists its product as uncharacterized. Gene Ontology annotation, cellular component: cytoplasm. Bases 1 to 1299 code for a protein of 432 amino acids. Gene Ontology annotation, molecular function: flavin adenine dinucleotide binding; acyl-CoA dehydrogenase activity. The transcript has 2 exons. The record is from RefSeq and is a predicted model, not a curated record. Lineage: Eukaryota; Fungi; Ascomycota; Eurotiomycetes; Chaetothyriales; Trichomeriaceae. Gene Ontology annotation, biological process: fatty acid beta-oxidation using acyl-CoA dehydrogenase.